AUGGAUUUCUCCAACCUCGAAUGCAGGCAUCUGGUCUCUCCAGACUACAAGAACUUUGUCCUCUCCAUUUUGAUUAUCUUCGGGAUUCUCCUCUCCUAUCUUCCUCAGCAUAUCCGCAUCAUCUCCCUCAAGAGCUCUUUCGGGAUCUCUCCUUACUUCGUACUACUGGGAACGACUUCGGGGACAUCAGCGCUCGUGAACGUUGUGACACAACAACAAAGCUUGCAUGAUGUGGCAUGUUGCAAGAGCAUCAACGGAGUGGCUUGUUUCGGGGGACUACUCGGGAUCUUCCAAGUCGCAACCCAGUGGUUCUGUUUCGUCAUUAUCCUUCUGCUUUUCGUUCUCUAUUUCCCUCGAGCCACUUCGCCAAGCUCGCCUACUACCUCGGAGUCUUCAACUAGAGAUGGCCCAACCCACAAGACAGCCUUGGUGGUGGGCGGUAUCUGUAUUCUCCACGCUUUGGUAAUGUUGAUCAUUACCGCCGUCUUCGCCCUCCAGCGACCAUCGCAGCUCCAGGCCUGGUCCAACUUCUCGGGCGUGGUCGCCGCGAUUCUCGCGUCAAUCCAGUACUUCCCCCAGAUCUACACGACCGUCAAGUUGCGCUGCGUGGGCAGCCUGAGCAUUCAGAUGAUGUGCAUUCAGACCCCUGGAAGCCUCGUGUGGGCAGGCAGUUUGGCUGCCAGAUUGGGGCCGAAGGGCUGGAGCACCUGGGGCGUGCUGAUCGUCACAGCAUGCUUACAAGGCACGCUCCUGAUGCUGGCCAUCUUCUUCGAAUACUUUGGUCCCAGCAAGCAACAGGACCAUCACCAUGGCAAAGAUCUUCCUCCAAAUGGCGCAGAUGAGGGCGCAGAUGAGCAUCGCGACGAGCAGCCGUCGGAAGAAACCCCGCUCCUUCAAAGCCACUGA
Aspergillus clavatus NRRL 1 is the source of this 906-nucleotide messenger RNA. RefSeq names its product PQ-loop repeat-containing protein. The record is from RefSeq and is a predicted model, not a curated record. NCBI's taxonomy places the organism in Eukaryota, Fungi, Ascomycota, Eurotiomycetes, Eurotiales, Aspergillaceae. The transcript is spliced from 3 exons. Bases 1 to 906 code for a protein of 301 amino acids.